This is a messenger RNA of Chara braunii, 1648 nucleotides long. Lineage: Eukaryota; Viridiplantae; Streptophyta; Charophyceae; Charales; Characeae. The record is from the annotation of a GenBank genome assembly.
CGUGCGUCCCGCCCCCGAGGUCUCUGGCAGUCGAUCAGCUCGUCCGAUCACACGCCACGCGUCCUAUCUUCGACUCCUCCCCUUUGCUCCGUCUCUUUUUCCCUCGGUCUCUCUUUCUGAGGAAGCCGACGACGACGACUUUGACUCUCCGCCAUCUCCCUCUUCUUCUUGCUCCCUCUCUGCCACCCCGUCACCACCGCCAUCGCCAUGAGCUUCGCCAUCGAGCGAGCUUUCAGUAAUCAGUUGUUGAUGCCACGGGGAGAGAUCUCAGCCAUCGGCCCUGUGCAUCAUCCGCGGAUCAGCCCCGCCUUCGUGCGCCUUGCACAGUUUUUUUGCACUGCGGGUGUGUACGGCGCGGCAGAGUUCCGGUUCACAAGCGAUUCCCAGGUGGUGGUUCUGGCCGAGGCAACGACGUUCCAACUACGAGCGGCCCCAGGAAUUAGCCACGUGUCUGUCGUGGUAGUCUUCAGCAGCGACAUUACCGCCUUCGAUUCGGCACGACAAGCCGCCAUCAAAAGCACCUUGUACCAGUGGGGUCGUGAUCUGGCCACUGAUUGGGAUCGACGGCUCACAAGGCACGGUGACGAGUGCUAUCAUGUCGACGACAUCGAGGUCAACGUGCUGCGCACGACGCUGCGUGAGCCACCUGUGUGGAGGACCAACGUGGCAGGAGACCUUCUGGGAUUCAUCUUUGGAGCAGUGGAUCGGGGAAACCGAUCACAGAUAGUGCGCGAACUUACGAUCGUGAUCGCGCGACUAGCCGACGAACUCCCCCUUGAUAUCGUCUCUCAGAGCGACGAAGAGCCCGUGCCACAUACCCUCUCAAGGACUCUCGCCCCGAGUCUCCAGUGGUCGGCUUGUAUCGAGGAGCGCUUGGCAGACGACCGUUUUCCAUUUCGAAGCGAGAACCUGGACGUCCACAGCCUAACUAACCCCCGCUUCUUUCGGCAACCAACGGCGUUCGAGUGGGCGGCGCUGAGAGGGGAGGAGGAAGCAGAAAAGGAAUCGGAAGGAGAAUUAAGGAGAGAGGUCGGGGAAGCAGCGGCCCGGUUGGCCGAGGACGAUGAAGAAGAACGCGAAGCAGAAGAAGAUUCGGCGGAAGCUGAAAAAGAAGAAGAAAAAGAAGAAGCAGAGGAGGAGACUUUGGAAGAAGAGGAGGAAGCCUAUAGUGAGCAGAGUGAGGGCGAGCCAAGUGAAGAGGAGGUCGAAGACGACGACAAAGAACUGGAAAGCGGAGACGACCAGGAGCCAACGCACGACGACGAGCACGAGUGGGUGCCAGGACCGGAUCGACGGGAGGAGAACCCUAAGGCUGCCGUGCAGCACAAGAAAGAGGUCGCGGAGGGAAAGCGGCCGGCAAUCGACUCUAGACCGAAUGAUCCUUCCAAGGAUCCCGAGCCGCCCAAGCCGGAACAUGGGAACCUUGCUGCCAUGACCUCGAGCGCCGCGACGACAAGGCGCCGACCUCGAUUCCGAUCCACGUCCCCCUCCACCUCCGCCCGUCCCCCAAUUAUUCAACGUGUCAAUGAGGGGCUUCGCCCUUCGUCCCCGAUCCAUAUACCACCGUCCCCUUAGCCAUCUCUCUUUCAAUCAGUUUUUCCAUUGCGUCGUCUUCCCCCGUAAUCCCUUCCCCAUCGCCACCUUCCGA